This is a messenger RNA of Rhizophagus irregularis DAOM 181602=DAOM 197198, 2087 nucleotides long. Lineage: Eukaryota; Fungi; Glomeromycota; Glomeromycetes; Glomerales; Glomeraceae. The record is from RefSeq and is a predicted model, not a curated record.
AUGUCUACCGGAAAAAAUAUUAGUGUGAAAGUAACGGGAGAGGACGGCAGAAGUUCGCUUUUACGAUUGAAUAUUGAGGAUAAAUUGGAAAUAAUUCGUAAAAUACUCGAAGAGGACGAAAAGAUUAGAAUGAAUGAUAAAUUAUCGUUUUUAUGGUCUACCGACUCUUCUGACAUAAAAGACGCAAAAAAAGUAACACGUGACGAAGAAUCUGAUACUAUCUUAAAAGACAUCAUUAAAAAUAAUACUCUGUGUUUAAUUCCUGAUCUUACCAAAAAAAAUAUAAGAGUGAAAGUAGUGGGAGAUGACAACAGAAGUUUGCUUUUACGAUUGAAUAUUGGGGAUAAAUUGGAAAGAAUUCGUAAAAUACUCGAGGAGGAUGAAAAUAUUAAAAUGGAUAAUAAAUUAUCAUUUUCACGGUCUAUCAACUAUUCUGACGUUGUAACACGUAACGAAGAAUCUGAUCUUAUCCUAGUAAAUAUCAUUAAAAAUAAUACUUUAUGUUUAAUUCCCGAAAAAAUAAGAGUGAAAGUAGUGGAAGAUGACGACAGAAUUUCGCUUUUACAAUUGAAUAUUGAGAGUAAAUUGGAAAUAAUUCGUAAAAAACUCGAGGAGGAUGAAAAUAUUAAAAUGGAUGAUAAUUUAUUAUUUUCACGGUCUAUCGACUCUUCUGAUAUAAAAGACGCAAAAAAAGUAACACGUAAUGAAGAAUUCGAUCUUAGCUUAAGGGAUAUCAUUAAAAAUAACAAUACUUUGUAUUUAAUUAAAAAGGACGACUAUACUGAUUUUAAAGACAGACUUAAACUUGGGUAUGGGCGUAUUUUAACUCCUAAUAAAAUUAAUAUUGAAAUUUCGAAAGAAGAAGUAUGUACAAUGGAAAUUAUAGUAUUAGAUAAUGGAGGUGACAAGAAAGUCGGUGAUUUUAGUGACUUUAGAACAAAGAAAGGCUGGGCUAACAAAAUAUCUAUGUUCUUUGAUGGGCUGCCUUUACACGACGACACAAUUUCUCAAAAACAAAAAUUUACAAAAUUCCAACCGAAACAUAAUUUUAUUAAAGAGGUGGAAAAAGCCCUAAAAUCAGAAAACUUUGAUAAGAUUUAUGAAGAUUUUGGGCAAUUCAUUCCCACCGAAACAAGCCCAAAUAUCACUUUAACCGAGGAACGUAAUACGUGGGAAUGCAUAGAAUUUCGGAAUCCGAAGAGCAUUUUUGAAAUUUUAAAUAAGAGACUACGUAAAAAACUAUAUAAAUUCUUUGGAAAAAAAAUUCUUUAUGAAUAUGGAAAAAAAGAAAUUGUUAAUUUACCAUUAGAAGGAAAGUUCCGUGAAAUAAUUAACAAUGAAAAAGCCGAUUGUAGUAUUUUCGCGGAAGUUGUUGAUGAAGAAGAAAAGAAAAAUGAUUUCAUUAACUGUCAAAUUUAUUAUCCACAAAAUGAAAAGCCACAACUUAUUAUUCAUUGUUUCCAAAAAAACAAACAAACUUUACGCCGGUUAAAAAUUGGGUUUAUAGUUGUUGGUUACGAUAUACAUUUCAACCCUAAUAAUUUUAAUGACCUUAAUAAAACGAAGUUGGAGGUUUUGAAAAAUACCCGUUUAUUUGAAUCGGAAAGCCCUUUCUUAGGAAUCCCAGUGUUAAAAGAAUUAAAUGAUGAACCUAUUGUUGUAAUGCAUUAUUUUUCAAAAAAUAAUGAAAAUAAUAUUGAAGCAAACGUAUUCUCUUAUAAUUUGAGAAAGAAACAAUAUGUUGAAUCAUCCAAUUUUAAUUUUCACGUACUCAAAAUUAAAACUUCAAGAAAAAAAAAAGAUUACGAGACCGAGAAAAAUAGUGUAAACCAAGAUUAUAUUAGCGCAUGUUUUAAAAAUGGACGUUAUUUCUAUUUUACCAUUCUUUACCGAUAAUAUUUUAAAAAAAUAUUUUUUCACUAGUGAUGACUCAAUCUUUAAUUUAUUUGUGGUAUAUAGAACUGAAGGGAUGUAGAAAUAGCGAUAUAAUUAGAGAUUUAUAAAAUAAAAGUAUUUUUUUAAGUAUAGUGGUAAAUAAAGAAAAAAAUUUUUGUAAAAUUGAAAAUUUCUUUAAUUUGAGACAUAGA